Messenger RNA from Yamadazyma tenuis ATCC 10573, 793 nucleotides. It is a transcript of the gene ctr4, whose product is annotated as copper transporter family protein. Gene Ontology annotation, biological process: copper ion transmembrane transport. Lineage: Eukaryota; Fungi; Ascomycota; Pichiomycetes; Serinales; Debaryomycetaceae. Gene Ontology annotation, molecular function: copper ion transmembrane transporter activity. The record is from RefSeq and is a predicted model, not a curated record. Gene Ontology annotation, cellular component: plasma membrane.
AGAGAAACUCUACAGAUUUAAACUGAUAAUACAAUGUCGUUAGAUCCGGUCGUCAAAAUGACUAUGGGAGGUUCUUCUUCUUCCAGUGAACCAGCUUGUAAAAUUUCCAUGUUGUGGAACUGGUAUACCAUUGACUCGUGCUUUAUUGCCAAAUCGUGGCACGUGAGGACUAGGGGUAUGUUUGCUGGAUCCUGUAUCGGUGUUUUCUUGUUGGUGUUCUUCUACCAAUGGCUUGGACGUGUAGCCAAAGAAUUUGAUGCUUUAACUAUUACUGCUUCUCCUAAAGAAGAACAGUACACUUCCAAAGACAUUUCGAGUCCUCUCGUAUAUUUGGUUUCCCAUCAAUGGUUAUUGAGACGCCGCAACUCGAGUUGGGUACACCACUUAAUCAGAAGUAUUAUUUUCACGAUUCAAUGGGGUGCUAGUUACAUUAUCAUGUUGUUGUUCAUGUAUUACAACGGGUAUAUUAUCAUCUCAUGUAUAUUGGGGGCUUUCUUUGGGAAAUUGGUAUUUGGUAUGAGUGAACCUUCUUCUACAGAUGAAGACGUCAGCUGCUGUAAGGAUUAAUUUCUUACUGCUGGACUGCUAUAUGGAUGCUCAAUUCGUGUGUUGAAUAUAUGAAUUUAGUUUAAUAAAUAAUGAUUGUGAACUUCAGAAGAGAUCACGUAGUACUGGAGUUCAUUAGUUGGCAGCAUACUCAACUCUGUAAUUAGCUUUUGUCUCAAGCAGGCGGUAAAAUCCAACACCAUCUCCCACGAGACUGAUACCGCAAUUCCCCCGGUGACUCCACUCU